ACUGCCUCUGCCCCAACAGCUCUUUCCCUCUUUAGCCCAGCGCCAACUCCCACCAAGAACUGUUCAUUCGGAGGCAGAGGCAGGUGGAUCUCUGUGAGUUCGAGGCCAGCCUGGUCUACAGAGCUAGUUCCAGGACAGGCUCCAAGCCACAGAGAAACCCUGUCUCGAAAAACCAAAAAAAAAAAACAAAAAACCUGUUCAUUCUUUUCUGGCCUUUACAGCAUGUCUCUUCACUGCAAGGCAGAAGUCUCUUCAGCUGAUGGCUUUAGAACGAUUCAGUAGGAAAUCUCUCGCAGCAAGAGUAUCUUGAGUUUGGGAAAUGUGGGCUUUUCCAUCCUGACUCUUCCAUCUGUCUCUGCUGAAAUAUUCAGAUCUGUGUACCAUUAUAAUUCAUUCAUUCGACAGAGAGGAACCCCCACAGACUUAGUAAAAAAGCCUGCGGCUAUAACGGUCCACACUUCUCUAAUCGGUCUCUUGCUGCCGUACCCAACAGCCAACCUAGUCUUGGAUGUGGUGAUGCUGCUCCUUUAUCUUGGCAUUGAAGUAAUACGACUGUUUUUUGGUACGAAGGGAAACCUCUGCCAGCGAAAGAUGCCCCUUGGCAUUAGUGUGGCCUUGACCUUCCCAUCUGCCAUGAUGGCUUCAUAUUACCUGCUGCUGCAGACCUACGUGCUCCGCCUAGAAGCUAUCAUGAACAGCAUCUUGCUCUUCUUUUGUGGCUCAGAGCUGCUGCUUGAGAUGCUCACGUUGGCCACCUUUUCCAGUAUGGAGAGGAUCUGAAGUAUAAGAAUUCCAGCUGGUAGCCCAUCAGGGUGACAACCCAUUCUUCUGGUACUUCAGCCACACUUGUGAAAAGUGGUAGGUCAUGUUGGCCUAGGAAAGGUUGUGUGGUUUUUCCUCAGAACAGACAUUUGGGCAUUGAGCACCUACCUGAGGUCACUGGCAUCAUCUUUAAACCAGGAACAUCAACAGGAGAUACUGACCUUUUGUGGUAGGGAGGGGCAAUGCUGUCCCCAUCUUGAUCUUUCUAACAGCUCCUACUGACCUCAAGUUCUCUUCCUUGGUCAUCAUGGCCAGAGUUCCUUGUGUGGACCAUCUGGGCUUGUUGGGCUUCCAUCAGGACCUGAGCCACAGCACCUGUACAUGUACCACAUCUGUCUGCAUGAGCAUGAAAAGUAAUGAUGGUGGGCUCCUGGACUGAUUCAAAUACCCCCAACCCAAUGCUCAGAGAUGGAGACCCAGAACCCUUUUAGUAGUUCAUAGUAUUUUUCUAUUCUGAUCAUGAA
This is a messenger RNA of Chionomys nivalis (European snow vole), 1286 nucleotides long. It is a transcript of the gene Tmem216, whose product is annotated as transmembrane protein 216. The transcript is spliced from 4 exons. NCBI's taxonomy places the organism in Eukaryota, Metazoa, Chordata, Mammalia, Rodentia, Cricetidae. The coding region runs from base 517 to 780 and encodes 87 amino acids. Gene Ontology annotation, cellular component: ciliary transition zone. Gene Ontology annotation, biological process: non-motile cilium assembly. The record is from RefSeq and is a predicted model, not a curated record.